ACAUUUACUACAGUAUGUCAGAUUUCAAAGUUGGAAGUCUUGUUUGCGUGUGGGCCGUUGCAGUGGCUGUAACAGGUGGAGUGGACAUCAUCCAGUUUCCCGCCCUGGUCCGGAGCCGUGUUGGGAGGACAGUCAGCCUCUACUGCCAGCUGACAGCCAUAGACUCGCACUGUUACACCGUCGCCUGGAUGAAGCUGCACCGCUGGAGCAACACGCUGGCCGUCUACAAAACAGACGGAGGGAAGGAGAGCGGACGGAAGAAGUCAUGCCGAGUUGACAUCACCAAUCCAACCACGGAAGAUUCUGGAACAUACUAUUGUGCUGUGGUGGAUCAGGAACGACAGGAAAGACUGGUGAUGGGCAACGGAACGACAGUUAUCAUUGAGAGUAAUCCCUCUUCCUCAGUUGAAAUUGCAUUGACUGUCCACCGCAAAAACAAUUCACUUGCUGUCCUCACCUGCCUGGUCACGGGCAUCCACCCAUCCAUUGGACGCGUGUUUUGGGUCCUGGACGAUGGAGAUAGAGAGGAGAGUGGCCACUCGGAAGCCAUCUGGACCAAUAGCAGCAGCCCAUCAGUUGCUAUGGUUACAAGGAACCAACUAGCUGUUUCUCUCCCAGAGGUCAUGGAGCGGACCUACACUUGUGUUGUGCACUACGCACACAACAACACACUCCACAGAAGUCUUUCCUUGAAUGAUCCCCAGAGGACGUGCUACGCCACUACCAGUCUACCUCGAACGAUGGCAGUUGUAUCGACACUUCUGCUGCAGAUGUUGAUGGUCGCAAUGGCACAGUGUUUCAAGAAGUUGAAAAAAAUAAACAGGGAACAGGAGGUUAACAGGCCGGUAGUAAACAGGAGGCAGAAAGGGUCACAGAACUGGAUAAAGGACGACCAAGUAUAUGACUUUGAGAGUUAACGCUACUACACCAGAGGUGGGCAAACUCAGGCAAAGGGACCACAUGCAGCCCGCUGAGCCAUUUCAUCUCAAUAAAGACAGCUUCUAAAUCCUAGACUAAUGGUAGCCUUUAUGUCCAUGUGCUGUUUGGGCAU
Molecule: messenger RNA, 1051 nt
Organism: Engraulis encrasicolus (European anchovy)
Lineage: Eukaryota; Metazoa; Chordata; Actinopteri; Clupeiformes; Engraulidae
Exons: 5
Coding region: 15-917 (300 amino acids)
Source: RefSeq, a predicted model, not a curated record